AUGUCGCCCUGGAUCCAGGCCGACGUCACGGAUAGUGUGGUAGUUGAGAUAGGUUCAAGAACCACUAACGAUGAUAUCAUGAAACAAGUUGAAGAAGAAAAGCCUUCUGAUCAUUACCGGACUUCAUGGGGUAUCUUCUCCGGAGACAUAAUGUGUUAUAGUCCAUGGGACGACCAAAAUUUGUUUGCUCGCGUACGAAAUAGCGAGAUAAAGAGCGUGACGAAGGGUGAGCCUAGCAUGGGGAGAUACAAGUGGUACAUUAAUUACUUGUUGGGGGUUAUAUACAACCCAUUGGGCUACUCUGGAAGGCUUCGCCCACCAUCUUACGAACAAGAUAAACGUGAUUUAUCAUGCCCUAGUUUAUCAUAUGGUUCAACAGCUUCAGGAUCGACAUUUGUUGUGCAGACGGCAUCCAUAAGGCUCAGUCGUUCGGGGACCCCAAGCAUUCAAGAUGAUGAGCUCAAACAGACAGAAAGUAUCAGAAGUGCAGGUCCUCCGAAACAAAACCGGGUAGACCCAGCCGCUCUUCAUGGACUCGGAGCUCGCUUUUGGACAUUACCUAGCAGCCUGGAACAUUUGGACCUAUCUGAUACCGACUCUGUAACAGAAACGUCGUCCGAAGAUGAUGAUGAAGAUGCGGAUCCGUUUGAUGACUUACAUCAGGCCAUCAGACAGGCAUUUUCAUCUGACGCGCAAUUGGGAGAAAAAGUCAUCAGCUACUUACUCCAACUGCCACCACAUCGCCAGGCACAAGUCUACGGGUAUAGGGCUAUUUCGCAGAGUAAUAACCAUGGAUCUGAUCGCCCUAAUAUCCCAAAUUAUGAUGGGAAAGGCUCUAGGGUUAAGAAAAGAAAAAGGGGGACGAAUGAGACCUCUCCAAGUGGCUUAGGGGAUAGCAAAGUGAAUGAAGGAGAUGAGGAAGAUAAUCAAGUUGUGGUUUCCCGUCGCUUGUCUCCAGAGUUGUCCCGAAAGAGAUAUGCUUGUGCAUAUUACAAAUUUGACGGAACUAGAUACGGGCCGAGGGCUGAAUCUCGAUAUAAGUCAUGCGGAGGUCCCGGAUGGAAAGAAUUCAAUCACUACAAGCGUCACCUGCAACGGGUCCAUCUCCUACAUCAAUGUUCUCGAUGUGGCAAAAUUUGUGAUAACCCAGAUGAGCUUCACAACCACUUAGCGCAAGAUCCAAGGUGUCCCAGGUCAGAAGGGAUAGAACGAGAAGGCAUGUCUCAGCAAAUAUGGAACGACCUGCAGCAGGCAUUCAAAAGGAAUCGCAGAGGCCACGAUAAUCCUUCAGAUGAAGAGCGAUGGUUCCGCGCUUGGGAUGUCUUGUUCCCUGGGCGUGACAGACCAGCUACGCCUUACUACGAGAAGCCGCCUCUUCCUCUUGUUUUCACUCAAAUUCAAGGAGUCUUCGAAGCUAGUAUAAAUACUAUACCAGAAAUGGCUCAAGAUUCUGAUCUACGGGACAGAAUCAUGGGUUUACUAACGAGUGCUAUUGACACGGCCACUCAAAGCGCACCAUUAGAAUUUGAAGCUAUCGGCCCCAAUACCGACCUCCUACCAGUACCGGUACCGAUGUUACGCGACACUAACACGAACUAUCUAAGUAAUCUUGGAACAAACCCCCAUGGUCCUAUUUCUAUGAUUGACUGGGACCCGUUACCCCCUGUGAAUGGAUCGGGCUCCCUAGAGAACGAUCUUUUCUCAGAGGGUAUCUUCAAUAUGAAUACUGCAUUCGAUGAAGACGACACCAAUGUUUAUGUUGACGCGGAAGAUACAUGUAAGAAUUCUCUGAAAAAAAUUAAGGGAAUUACUUUCAGGUUCCCUAUGAAUGGGCUUGUCAUGCACCAUAUCCAGGGGUAUGACUUAACUACCAUGGGCGUUUAA
Annulohypoxylon maeteangense is the source of this 1884-nucleotide messenger RNA. RefSeq lists its product as uncharacterized. The record is from RefSeq and is a predicted model, not a curated record. Bases 1 to 1884 code for a protein of 627 amino acids. The transcript has 5 exons. Lineage: Eukaryota; Fungi; Ascomycota; Sordariomycetes; Xylariales; Hypoxylaceae.